Messenger RNA from Galeopterus variegatus (Sunda flying lemur), 7039 nucleotides. It is a transcript of the gene IGF1, whose product is annotated as insulin-like growth factor 1 (somatomedin C). Gene Ontology annotation, cellular component: extracellular region. Gene Ontology annotation, molecular function: hormone activity; growth factor activity. The coding region runs from base 257 to 688 and encodes 143 amino acids. The record is from RefSeq and is a predicted model, not a curated record. The transcript has 5 exons. Lineage: Eukaryota; Metazoa; Chordata; Mammalia; Dermoptera; Cynocephalidae.
ACAAUGGAAAUUGGUGGCUUGAUUGGGGGGCAAAAUUGACUCAAAUCCCAGCGAUGCAAUUUGUUCAUUGUUUGAAUGGACAAAAGGCAGCUUACCCAGGCUUAUAGCAUACCUGCCUGGGUGUCCAAAUGUAACUAGAUGCUUUCACAAACCCCACCCACAAAGCAGCACAUGUUUUUAAGUCCUCAGUUUUCUAUUCACAUCAGCCUCAUAAUACCCACCCUGACCUGCUGUAAAAGACCUGGAACAAACAAAAAUGAUUACACCUACAGUAAAGAUGCGCAUCAUGUCGUCAUCGCAUCUCUUCUACCUGGCCCUCUGCCUGCUCACCUUCACCAGCUCCGCCACCGCUGGACCGGAGACGCUGUGUGGGGCAGAGCUGGUGGACGCUCUUCAGUUCGUGUGUGGAGACAGGGGCUUUUAUUUCAACAAGCCCACAGGGUACGGCUCCAGCAGUCGGCGGGUGCCUCAGACAGGCAUCGUGGAUGAGUGCUGCUUCCGGAGCUGUGAUCUGAGGAGGCUGGAGAUGUACUGCGCGCCCCUCAAGCCCACCAAGUCGGCCCGCUCUGUCCGUGCCCAGCGCCACACUGACAUGCCCAAGACUCAGAAGUAUCUGCCCCCAUCUACCAACAAGAAAACGAAGUCUCAGAGGAGAAGGAAAGGAAGUACAUUUGAAGAACGCAAGUAGAGGGAGUGCAGGAAGCAAGAACUACAGAAUGUAGGAAGACCCUCCUGAGGAGUGAAGAAUGACAUGGCAUCGCAGAAUCCUUUACUCUGCACCAGUUACCUGUUAAACAUUGGAAUACCUACCAAAAAAAAUAAGUUUGACAGCAUUUCAAGGAUGGGCAUUCCUCCCCAAUGAAAUACACAAGUAAACAUUCCAACAUUGUCUUUAGGAGUGAUUGUUAAAAGCUUUGCACCUUGAAAAAAUGGUCCUGGAGUUAGUAGUUUGCUGUUGAUCCUUUAUCAAUAAUGUUCUAUAGAGAAAAAAAAAUAUAUAUAUAUAUAUAUCUUAGUCCCUGCCUCUCAAGAGCCACAAAUGCAUGGGUGUUGUCUAGAUCCAGUUGCACUAAAUUCCUCUCUGAAUCUUGGCUGCUGGAGCCAUUCGUUCAGCAACCUUGUUUAAGUGGUUUAUGAACUGUUUUCUUAUUUGCACUUCUUUCUACACAACACAGGCUGUUUGUUCUACAGUGUCUGAUAAUCUUGUUUGUCUGUCCCUACCAUGCCCCUUCAUUACCUUUCUAUUUGCCAAAUUUGGUCCCCUCAAAAGCAGCAGCAAGUAGUCAAGUAGCACACCAAUUUUUAACCCAUAAGAUUCCAUCUGUGGCAUUUGUACCAAAUAUAACUUGGAUGCAUUUGUUUUAGACAGAAAGCUUUAUUUUUCCACAUCAUGCUAAAAAAAUAAUUCAAAUAGUUGCAACUUUGAGGCCAAUCAUUUUUAGGCAUAUGUUUUAAACAUAGAAAGUCUCUUAAACGCUAAAUGGUUCCUUCGAAUGAUGAGUUAGUGUGCAACCUGAUUAAUACCCUUUCUCCUAUUUUUUUUCCAUAUAGAGCACUAUGUAAAUUUAGCAUAUCAAUAAUACAGGAUAUAUCAAACAGUAUGUAAAACUCUGUUUUUUAGUACAUUGGUGCUAUUUUGUAGUUUGUUAUAUGAAAGAGUCUGGCCAAAACGGUAAAAGGUGAAAGCAAAACAAAAGGCAAAACCUGGAGCCAAAGAUGACACAAAGGGAAGAGUACUGAAAAACCCAACUAUUUGGGAAAGAAGGUAAAGUCCCCUCUUCCAAAAGGAACUUCAGACACAAAAGUCCACUGAUGCAAAUUUGAUCGGAGAGUCCAGAGAGGAAGCCGUGGAAUGGAAAAAGCAGGCGGCUAGGAAUUUUAACAGUCCUGGUUUCUUUUUCUAACUGAAAAAACAAACAUCUGCCAGCUCUGCCACUGUGUGACCUUGAGAAAGUCACUUCACCUCUCUGUGCCUCAGUUUCCUCAUCUGCAAAAUGGGGGCAAUACGUCAUCUACCUACCUCAAAGGGGUGGUAUGAGGAUUAAAAAGAUAAAGCUUCAGAUUUUUGCACUGGGUUGCUAUGUAGGUGUAAGAUCAGAGCCCUUAAGUUGCUGUGAUAAAAGGAAUUCUAUAAAUAACCAAUUCACAGCAAAGCUAGAGUCUGAUUAACCAAAUUCUCCUGACAUCCCAAUUGUUGUCAGUGAAGCUGUCCAACUAACUGUCCAACUAACUUGUUAAAAUCUAACAGCUCAAUCCCUUUUAAAACACUUUUCAAAGUAAGUUAGAAACAUUUGAAUUACAAUAUGAUAUUGAAUUUUGCAUUUGGAUUUAUGAAUAUAAAGAUAAGUGAAAAGAGAGGAAGGAAAAGAAAAAAGGAGAAAAAAAAAGAUUUCUACUGGUGAAAAGGUAAUUAAUUACUCUAUUACUUAGCACUCACUAACUCUUCCAGGCAGUUACUAUCUCUCUAGUAAUAUCUCUUUUAAUGUUGUAAAUGAUACUCUCUUCAUUUUGAAAAGCAUUUUUUCCUUUUCAAAAUAUAAGAAAAAUAAGGCAAUAUAAGAAAAAUAGCUCAAGAUUUUAAAUAUUGAAAUAACAUCUAAUAAAAAGUCACAAAGUUAUCUCUUUUAAUGAACUUUACUCUUAUGCUUGGUUAUGUAUACAUAUAAUUUUUUAAGUUUUGUUAAAAUAUGCUUCACUAAAGCUGUAGUUGAGAAGCAAAAACUUCCUUCACAACUAGAAAUAUUCUCUCACAUCUGCUUUCUGUGGAUGUAUCUUACUCAUUCAACUGAAAAUUCAUAUCAAGAAAAUCCAAUGGUGAGGAAAGGUGCACGGUAGCCUAGAAAAUGUUCCCCACCUGUGGAUCGAGAUUUUCUUACUAGAACAAUGAAUCAUCUAGCAUUCAUAUUUUUUAUCUGCCUUAGAAUUUUUUGGUAAAAAGUACCCAGGCUUGAUUGUUUCAUGCAAAUUUUAUCCUUUUUAUUCUUGGAAAGUGUAUUUGAAAAACAAAAAUGACAUCUUCAAGUUUUCUCCCACUGGGUCACCUCAAGGUUCAGAGACCAGAAAAAAACUACACAACAAAAAAGACUUCCUGGAUCUCUGAAUAUAUGCAAAAAGAAGUCCCUAUUUAGUGGAGCACCCCUGUUCGGUCAACAAGCAUUUUAACUCUCAGUCCAGGUAUUUGAAUUGAGCACUUCGGGCAUGCUGAGCAAUAUUCUGAUCAUUAUGGACAGAUAUAAACGAAAUUAUACAUAAUUUUCGCCCUCUGCCUGUUUUACAGACAUAUGGAUUCUAUGGAAUGAGAUGCUGGACCACUCCUCCCAAGAUGGCAGUUCUAAUUUUUAUUUCUUGUCCCCAGUGUUUACCUUCUAAAAUCACUUAUUCCCAGCAAAAUUUUACAGACAGUCUUCUUCAGAUUUAUGGGCUUCCUGAAAUAGUUGGGUAUGGAAAUUCUAAGAGUGUCUAUGACAUACUUUAUUCAAUUAAUUCUAUUCACAAAUAUUCCCCAAUGAAAAAACUUAAAUAUGCAAUGCCAUAUUAUCUUUCUUAGCUUUUUUCAACACAUAAUCUUCUCCAACAGAUUAUAAAUCAACUAAUUAUAAAUUAUAAUAACCCACUAAUUAUACUAACACACUAUUUUAUUUUUAAAUGAAUUAAAACUAGAAUACAAAUUGAUGAAAACUCUGAAAGUCAGUUGAUCACUAUAUGCUACAGCAGGAUGACCCAGGAUUGAUAGAAAGGAGCACCUAAAAUUUUACAACUCAAAAGUUUAUAAGCUUUACUUUCAAUUCAUAUUGCUUUAAAAUUUUUAAAAUGGGGAAAUUUCAAAAUGUUUAUAAAAGGAAUCUAAAUAUUGGUAAGAAUGAGCUUUCAACUUAUAGGCUCAUUUUCAAUUUAACUGAAAAUAUUCAAUAUCUAGGUCAAAGUUCUGUUCCCACCUCCCCAAAUAGUAUAAGGUAUUAUUUGAACAUCUUAAGAUGAGGAGGCUCCACUGAAAAAGUUAACAUAUGUCCAUCAGAAUCCACUCAUCUAGAAUAAAGAAAAGCUCUCAACCCCACCCACCCCCCCACACACACAUACACACACACUCACCCUAAGAAUCCAGUGGAAUACUAAGAAAAAAUCCUUCAUUGAAAAUCUUGUUAAAAACAAACAAACACACACACACACAAAAAAAAAGCCUGGCCUCCUUUGAGAAUCCUUCCACCACUUGGAAUGUCAAUGUUUGUGUAGAUGAAACCAUCUCAUGCACCAUGGCUCCAGGGUUUCUGUUACUAGUUUACAUACUAGGGAGAAUGCUUAGAAUGGAAGAUGUAGCACAUUUUGCUUUUCCAUUUAUUGUUUGGCCAGCUAUGCCAAUGUGGUGCUAUUGUUUCUUUAAGAAAGUACUUGACUAAAAAAAAGAAAAAAAGAAAAAAAAGAAAGCAUAGACAUAUUUUUUUAAAGUAUGAAAACAACAAUUCUAUAGAUAGAUGGCUUAAUAAAAUAGCAUUAGGUCUAGCCACCACCACCUUUCAACUUUUUGUCACUCACAAGUAGCAUACUGUUCACCAAAUUGUGAAUUUGGUGCAGGUGCAGGAGACGGAAUUUGUUUUUUAGUUAGAAGGCUCCAUUAUUUCGUUGGCUCUCAAUUUAGCUAAAUUAGCAAUAUAUUAUCCAAUAUGAACACCUCGAUCAAGAGCAUGGAGUAUAAAUGGGGAGGGGAAGACCUUAUAGGCAAGUGGCAGAACUAGAAAAUGAUUAAGUUACUUAUUGAUUUUGGGGGUCUCUCUGUUCUAAAACAGAUAUUCAGCAAGGGGAGAAAAUAAAAACAAAGAGAAAAUAUACUUAAAUUCACCUGUUAAAAAUAGCUUCUGCCACAUAUCCUCCUUGGGUAUUCUUUGGCAUUUCCUGGCUUGUAGCAAACAUUCUCCCUUCACCCAAACGUCUCAAAGAGCAGUAGCUCUCGUAAAAAGCAAUCACUGAUCUCAUUGGAAAUGUUGGAAAGUAUUUCCUUAUGAGAUGGGGGUUAUCUACUGAUAAAGACAAGAAUUUAUGAGAAAUUGUUGAAAGAGAUGGCUAAUAAUCUGUGAAAUUUUUUUUGUUUUUUGUUUUUAUUCACUUUUUUUUUUACUUUAUACAGUCUAUGAAUAUCUUAAUGUUCAAAAAAUGACUUGGUCUUUUUAUUCUUUUUUUAUAUUGGAAUGAAGAAUAAGUUAAACCCACAUAGAUUCUUUAAAACUAUAGGCUAGAUAGAAGUGUAUGUUUGACUUGUUGAAGCUAUAAUCAGACUAUUUAAAAUGUUUUGCUAUUUUUAAUCUUAAAAGAUUGUACUAAUUUAUUAGAGCAGAACCUGUUUGGCUCUCCUCAUAAGAAAGAGCAUUCCUAUUCAAAUUACAUGGGCUUUUCCAUCAUCAUUUUCAAAAGAUAAAUAUGAUUUAUCCUAUGGCAUCAUUUAUUUUAAAAUAGAAGAAUUGUGAGUCUUUAUGCCCCUCCCCUGCAAAAAUCAUAAAGUCCAGAAUCUGAGAGGGCAAAAACAAAAGGAAAAAUUUGUUGUUGAUUCCUUUUUUCUUGUUUCGUUUUUAAUGCUAGUGUUUAAUCCUGUAGUAUAUAUAUUUGCUUAUUGCUAUUUUAAUACUCUAUAAGAAUUUCCUGUUAGGUAUUAGAAACUGAUUAAUAGAUAUCUUUUUUGUGUGAUUUCUAUUUAAAAAAAUAAAAAUAAAAGAGGCAGGAAGAUGGUCUAAAGCUUUAAGUGCAUAUGGUACAGGACAAAGAUAUCAAUUUAAAUAACCAAGUCCUAUCUGAGACAAUGCUUUUUUUUUUUUUUAAUAGAAACCUCUCACAGAUAAGACAGAGGCCCAGGGGAUUUUUGAAACUGUCCUUAUUUCUCCUAGUCCUUAUUUUUUUUUAGCAUCUGCCCCAGAAUUUUAUGAAAGGUGGACCAAGCUGAAACCCUAGAAUUAAAGGAACCUCUUUUAAAACACAUAUGUCACAUAUUCCCUUUUAAUGUAUGAUUACAUUGGAUUACAUUGAUCUUAAACAUGGUUUUUCUCUCUCCCCAUUAUUCAACUGUCAGUGAUAUGGUCUCUCAAAGGAAAAAAAAAAAACUUUUUUUAAAUUAAAAAAGAGAGAGAGAACACAAAAGUCCUAAUGUUACUGCCCAACUGAAAUACAGCUUAGAUGGAGACAGAGUUUCUCCUACUUAAUAAUGCAGGUUGAUUCACCUGUCACCUUCAAAAAUGACCUUUCGCAAUCUUUAGAAUUUGCCUUUUUUUUUUAAUUGCCCAGGUCAAAAGUAAACAUUACUCAUUUUCUUUUGCCCAAAAUCCACUAAUGGAAAAUAGAAAAAAUGAAAACAGUACUCUAAAAAUCCCUUUCAAACCACCCACUGACCCCACUCACGGACUCAUAGCAGAGUCACUUGUGUUAAUCGCUUAAUCUGAUUUUGUUUGGAUAUUUAUCUUGUACCUGCUGCUAAACACACUGCAGGAGGGACUCUCAAACCUCAAGCUGUCUAGUCACAUAUCUCAUCUGUGUCUGUGCAUCAUUAAAAUGUCUGUUCAAAAUAUCAAAAACUUUCAAACAUUAUGCAGCUUAUAUUCAGUUAACAUAAAGGACCCAAAUACCAUGUCAGAUCUCUUUUUGCUGAAAGAGUUAAUGAACUAUGAGAAUUCGGAUUAUAUCAUGAAUUUUGCUUCAUGUAUUUUUAUCACACUUAUAGGCUUUGUGUGAUAAAUAAACUUACAGACACUGAAUUAAUUUUCCCUGCUAUUUUUAAACCAAAAAGUAAUGAUUGGUCAUUUAUCAUAUCUGUCUUAGUUCAAAAGCAUAUUUUUUUCAUUAAUUCUGAUUGUGUUUGAAAUCAUUAUUAAAUUCACUUAUGGCAGAGGAAUAUCAACCUUAAUGACUUCUAAAAAUGUAACUAACUGAAUCAUUAUCUUACAUUUACUGUUUAAUAAGCAUAUUUUGAAAAUGUAUGGCUAGAGUGUCACAAUAAAAUGGUAUAUCUUUCUUUAGUAAUUACAUUAAAAUUAAUCAUGUUUGAUUAAUUAGUUCUUUUAAA